AAAAAAAUAGCAAAAGAGCAUCCUUCAAAAAUUUUUAAUUAUUUUAUAAAUAAUCAAAAUUAUAUGCACGUUUUUAACAUUGAUGAUUAUCAUUCAAUUCAUUCUUAUCGAAGACCAAAUGCAACAUCAUUAUCAGAAGUACAUCAUAUGGCAACAUGUGUUACAAAAAGAAUUAAUGAUUGUAUUCCAAUUUCAGCAACACAUAAUGGAAUUUCUUUUUUUAAUCCAUUAAAUAUAGAUGCUAGUUUAAUUAAUAGAUAUUUACUUGAAAAAUAUAAUGGAAUUUUUGAUAUAAGUUAUAAUACUCGAAAAUUUCAAUGGUCAAAUCAAACCAUUCAAAAUUUUCAACAAUUUGAUCGUAUAGAACUUCUUACAAUUCAUAUAUAUGAUGAUGCAAUUGCUGAACGAAAAGCUGAAAGAUCAAUGGAAACU
Dentiscutata erythropus is the source of this 432-nucleotide messenger RNA. The record is from the annotation of a GenBank genome assembly. NCBI's taxonomy places the organism in Eukaryota, Fungi, Glomeromycota, Glomeromycetes, Diversisporales, Gigasporaceae.